Molecule: messenger RNA, 1991 nt
Organism: Phanerochaete carnosa HHB-10118-sp
Lineage: Eukaryota; Fungi; Basidiomycota; Agaricomycetes; Polyporales; Phanerochaetaceae
Product: glycoside hydrolase family 13 protein
Exons: 15
Coding region: 168-1901 (577 amino acids)
Biological process (GO): carbohydrate metabolic process
Molecular function (GO): starch binding; cation binding; alpha-amylase activity
Source: RefSeq, a predicted model, not a curated record
CUCCCUACCAUAGGCAUCUAUACUCCGUGCCAACCCGGAAUUUAGAGCAGAUUUGACGGGCGUGCGGCAAGGAGAAAAGACUUGUGACGUCGACGUGCAGUAUAAGUGGCUGUCUCGCCACAUCCAAGCUUCGUUCAACUCCCAGGCCACGCUUCAUUAGUGCAGCCAUGGCUCGCAGCAGCCUCGCGUGUUUGCUCAUCAGCCUGCUGACCUUUGUCGCUGGCAGCACAUCCUCCCCGGCGCAGUUCCCCGUGCAAGCACCCGAAGCCCUCAAAAAUGUCAUCGUCCAGAUGUUUGAAUGGACGUGGGACAGCGUUGCGGCGGAAUGCUAUAACUUCAUCGGGCCUGCCGGGUACGGCUUCGUGCAAGUCAGCCCUGCCCAGGAACAUGUCCAAGGUUCGCAAUGGUGGACGGAUUACCAGCCCGUAUCAUACACUCUCACCUCAAAGCGCGGAGACAGAGACCAGUACACUAACAUGAUUAAUACUUGCCAUGCCGCUGGUGUCGGGGUUAUUGCAGACACUCUCCUCAAUCACAUGAGUGGUUCAGACGACGGCGGCGUCGGCGUCGGGGGGUCGUCAUUCCAGCAUUAUGUCUAUCCUGGAAUAUACGAAUACCAAGACUUCCAUCACUGCGGCCUAGAGCCCGACGAUAAUAUCGUCGACUAUAGUAAUGCUGUCGAAGUCCAGACUUGCCAACUGGACAACCUGGCAGACCUAUUCACGGAGUCAGAGUAUGUGCGGAGCCGACUGGCGGCGUAUGUGAACGACUUGCUUUCGUUGGGCGUCGACGGGCUGCGACUGGAUGCGGCAAAGCAUAUCAAUGCGAACGACAUUGCCAACAUCACUUCUCGCUUACGCCGGGCUCCGUACAUCACGCAAGAAGUUAUCUUCGGGACGGGCGAACCUAUAACCCCCAUCCAAUAUGUCAACAUCGGCGAUGUACAAGAGUUCCGCUACACUACCGCAGUACAAAACGCCUUUUCGGGCAGUGGCAUCUCCGGCCUGCAGAGCUUCGAUAACCUUGGAUGGGUACCCGGAACAUCGGCCAAUGUCUUCGUUUCAAACCAUGAUACAGAGAGGAAUGGCAACUCGUUGAACGCCAACUCGCCUUCAAAUAUCUAUGUCACUGCCAUGGUCUUUUCCCUCGCACAUCCAUAUGGGAUGCCGACCAUUCUCUCGAGCUACAGUGACUUCACGGACUACGAUGCCGGGGCUCCGAAUGGCGGAGCGGGUACGUGCACCACGGGUGGUGGGACCAAUGGCUGGCUAUGCCAGCACCGAUGGAACGCCAUCGCAGGCAUGGUCGGCUUCCACAACCAAGUUGGCACCGCGGCCAUGAACAACUGGGUGUCGCCGCAGUCGGAGCAGAUUGCGUUCGGGCGAGGCUCUCUCGGUUUUGUCGCGAUCAAUAACGCAGACGCCGUCUGGACCACGACCUUCGCCACUUCUCUGCCGGAUGGGACGUAUUGCGACGUCAUCAGUGGUAUCAGCUCGUCCGGAGUAUGCACAGGGACUGCGUUCACUGUUUCUGACGGAAAGUUCACGGCUGGCGUGCAAGCUCGCAACGCUAUUGCCAUUCACAGUGGCGCAACGGGCACCGCAGGUGCUACGAUCACGGUGAACUUUGCAGAGAAUGCCAAUACGACGUGGGGCGAGAAUAUUUUCUUGGUGGGCAGUGUUCCUCAGCUGGGCUCGUGGAGCCCCAACUCUGCGCUCCCUCUAUCACCCGCCAGCUACCCCACGUGGACCGUCUCGGUGUCUCUGCCUCCGAACACAGCCUUCGAGUACAAGUUCAUCAGGAAGGAGACGAACGGAACUGUUGUCUGGGAAUCCGACCCUAAUCGCUCUGCAACGACUCCGGGCUCGGGGUCACUGGAUUUGACUGAGAGCUGGAGAUAGGAGAAGGUGUGGACGACAUCCGGACCCCUGAAAAUGACCAAAACUUGUGCAUCGACGAGUCCUUUUACUUUGGUAUUGCGAGUCAAUUGC